GUGUGUGUCUCUCCCUCUCUCACUCACUCACUCAUUGACACUCCCAUCUCUGUCAAAAGCCAUCGACCAAGCUUGGUACAUCUUGAGCAUCGACAGCGUCCAAUCCUCUGCCUUCUCAUCUCUCUGCCGUUUUACUUGUCCUUCCCAUCGCCCUCGUACCCUCACAUCACCCUUCCCUGGCGACACCAUGGGAAACGGCAAGAAUGCCGACUCUCUCGCAGGGAUCCCAACCGACGAUGAUUCAGUCAUCCAAGAGUUUACAGAUGAAUCAGGAGCCCCGGCUACGUUGCCGGAAGUCGGUGGUGGUGGGGAGGAGAGUAAACUCAAGAUCCUGAUGGGACUCCUGAGAAGACUCGUUGGUGUCAAGGAUGUAGCCAAUUUACGGUUGUCACUGCCUGCCUCCCUCCUUGAGCCCAUCCCUAAUCUGGAGUACUGGCAGUAUCUCGACCGGGCUGACAUUUUUGCUGCUGUCGGUGACCCUCAAGACGAGCUGGAAAGGAUGUUGGCUGUCCUGCGAUUCUCAUUCAGUAAGGAGCUGAAAUUCGUCCGGGCGAGAUUGGGUAAACCAUACAACUCGGCCUUGGGGGAACACUUUAGAUGCUCCUGGAGACUACCACCUCUCUUGAUUGACAAAGCCACCAAAGAACCCAUUGUCCGCACCCAUAUCCAUGUCCCUCUCGCCGGUGAACCAGCCUACGGUGGUCAGGGCGGAAGUGGAUGGACGACGCCAGUCUUACGGCCCCAAGAUGGAGGCAAGCUGAACAGCGAAACCAGCUCAGUCGUCUCGAUCGGUUCCAGCACGUCUAAAAAGCCAAGCCUACCAAACCUCAAGACAAACGCACGUGGACUGCCGCUCGAACAUCCCCCGUCACCCAAUCUCAAUCGAGCCAUCCCGGGUCCCGGCGAGGAGAUUGAGGCGGAUAGUGAUGCGGGUGUCGUGGAGUCGGAAAAGGUCACAGUGGUGUUCCUGUGUGAACAAAUUUCCCAUCACCCACCCGUCUCUGCCGCUUAUUAUGCCUGCCCUGAGAAGGGCUUGGAAAUGGUUUGCAUGGACCAAAUCUUGGCCAAGGUGUCUGGCAUGUCGGUCAAGGUUGGACCAGGCCCUAGCAACAAGGGCCUUUUCCUCAAGCUGAAUCGCGAAGGCCCGGGCAAGGGAGAAGAAUAUCACAUCACGCAUCCUGCCGCUCAAGUCAACGGAAUCCUGAAAGGGUCUUACUACGGUACCAUCUCUGAUCAAAUCUCGAUAACAUGCUCGGGUGGGGAUAACAAGAAGACAAAGCUGCGCGCGGUUUUGGACUAUAAAGAUGAAUCCUGGAUUGGGCGUCCUCGUUUCGCAGUGGAUGGCGUAAUCUACCGCUAUGAAGUUGACAACGAAACCGAACUAUCCUGGACCAAGGCCAAACAGAUCCCCUCAGACAACAUUGUGGCUUAUAUCGAAGGAUGUUGGAUGAAGCAGCUCAAAUACAAGCUCAAAGGAGAGAAGGAAUGGAAAAUCCUAUUAGACAUUGAUGCUCUGGCCUUGAUACCGAAACAAGUUCGGCCGCUUGCAGAACAAGACCCUCAAGAAUCGAGAAAAUUCUGGGACCCGGUGACUACCUCAUUGCUCGCCAAGAAUUGGGGCGAAGCGACCAAGCAGAAACAGAUCAUCGAACAACGGCAGAGAGAUGCAGCUGCGAAGCGGAAAGCAGAUGGUGUCGAAUUCCAAUCUCGAUUCUUUGAGCAUGAUUGGGAGGAUGGUCGUCCUCGAUUGAGCGAGGCAGGUAAACAAGCUGUCGCUGAGGAGGUCGAGCGUCUCAAAUCGCUCAAGUCGACAUGAGAGGUCUUUUGUAUGAUGAUUUAAUAGCCUGUCGCAUCGAAUCCAGUCCAAUUUAUUACUAUUAGUCUUUUUGAGGAGAUGGGGUGAUGUAUGAUAGAUUGGCGCGAA
Kockovaella imperatae is the source of this 1924-nucleotide messenger RNA. RefSeq lists its product as hypothetical. Gene Ontology annotation, cellular component: membrane; cytosol; intracellular membrane-bounded organelle. Bases 188 to 1816 code for a protein of 542 amino acids. The transcript is spliced from 12 exons. The record is from RefSeq and is a predicted model, not a curated record. Gene Ontology annotation, molecular function: sterol binding. Gene Ontology annotation, biological process: piecemeal microautophagy of the nucleus; maintenance of cell polarity; endocytosis. Lineage: Eukaryota; Fungi; Basidiomycota; Tremellomycetes; Tremellales; Cuniculitremaceae.